UUACCUUCACUCCCGCACCCUUUAAACUUUCUUCCCCAAUCCGUCGGUUGAUUUCAUUCGUGUAGACUCUUCUUCUUCUUCGACAACUACCGGUGGAGAAUACACCUCCCCGCUCUAUUUAUCUCUGUACCUGUUCUGUCCAAUUAUCUAUCUCGUCGUUGUGCGGCUCGCUUUCCAACCAUCAACUUUUUCCCCCCACUCUCUCUCUUUUUCCUCCCUCUGUUUUGGUGGAGGAGGAAGGGAUGGGGGCGCUGGCGGAAGGGCAGCUCAAUCCGAACGUGUCCGAGAUCACUUCCGGCGGAGGAGGGAGAGGGUCGGCGGCGGGAACGAUGGAGAAUGCGGUGAAGAUCCUUUUGAUGGGCUUGGGGGAGGAUUCUGAGAGGGAGGGGCUAAAAAAGACGCCGAUGCGCGUAGCAAAGGCUUUCAGGGACGGCACGAGAGGUUACAAGCAGAAAGUGGACGACAUUGUGCAUGGAGCCCUAUUUCCUGAAGCCGGCUUGGACCAUGGAGCAGGGCAAGCUGGAGGUACAGGUGGUCUGGUGGUCGUCCGAGACAUCAAUCUAUUCUCUUAUUGUGAGUCCUGUCUGCUUCCUUUCAGCAUUAAAUGCCAUGUAGGUUACGUUCCUUCAGGACAAAGAGUUGUAGGACUCAGCAAGCUUUCCAGAGUAGCUGAUGUCUACGCUAAAAGGCUUCAAGAACCGCAAAGACUGGCCGAUGAAAUCUGCCAGGCUCUGCAGAAUAGCAUCCAGCCAGCCGGGGUUUCCGUGGCCCUUCAAUGUUGGCACAUCCAGUUCCCUGAGGCUUUGAAAUGCAAUUUGGAUCCAAUGCAUCCUUCUAGAUCCAGCACUCAAGGUUGGAUGCAUACUUCAGUCUGUUCAAACACUGGAGUUUUUGACCAAAAGAAGAGUUCUUUCAGGGAUGAGUUUCAAACUCUACUAAAAUUCAGUAGUGUGAGCUUUGGUCUGGACAAUGUAAGUUCUUUGAUCCAUUCAUGGUGCCCAUCGAGAUCCAUUCAUGUGCCCGAAUCCAAAGGUCACAUAUCGAACGGUAGGAUUUGUUACAGGCCAGUAGUUUCUCAUGCUGCCAUGGUAGCAGCAGUGGCUUCAAUGAUUGUAUCACUUGGUGAAGACCCUUCAAGAAAAGAGCUUGUCGGGACUCCAUAUCGUUAUGUGCAUUGGCUUAUGAACUUCAGCAGAUCCAAUACAGAUACGAGGCCGCAAAAUGGCUCUGUUGUGGAUGCCAUGGAUUCUCAUGGAAGUUCAAAUGGUUAUAUUUACGGGGAAAGUGAGAUGCGCUCGGAGCUGAAUUUACCCUUCUGCGCCCAAUGCGAGCACCAUCUCCUCCCAUUCCAUGGUGUGGUGCACAUUGGCUACUUCCAGGAUGGAGAAAGGAGAGCCAUUGAUAGAUCUUCUUUGCAAGCAAUGGUCCAUUUGUAUGGCUGUAAGCUUCAGGUGCAGGAAAGGCUUACGAGGCAGAUAGCAGAAGCUGUGUAUUCGGUGCUUGGAAGGGGAGUAAUGGUGGUUGUGGAAGCAAAUCAUGUGUGCAUGAUAUCAAGAGGUAUAGAGAAGGUGGGAAGCAGCACAGCGACAGUUGCUGUGAUGGGUCAAUUCUCCACAGAUAUUACAGCCAAGGCUUUGUUCCUGGAAACCAUAUCAAAGGUUACUGCUGCUGCUGCUGCUGCUGCUGCUGUGAUUUUCUCUGUUUCUUGAAUCUUCAAAAUUUUGGUAACUUAAAGUACUAUUUGGUUUGUAAGGGGUACAAUUGUGGCAAGAGAAAUGCAUACAAGUUUUAUAUGAGAAUUUACAGCACUCUGUAUUUGAUUUGCUUUACUCCACUGAGAACUCAUAGCUGAUUUAAAGAGAUAUGAGCGGCUAAGAAUUGAUUGUAUUAAGUUGAAUUUCAUACUGUUUUAAGUGAAAUUUUUUUUUU
Molecule: messenger RNA, 1929 nt
Organism: Phalaenopsis equestris
Lineage: Eukaryota; Viridiplantae; Streptophyta; Magnoliopsida; Asparagales; Orchidaceae
Product: GTP cyclohydrolase 1
Exons: 2
Coding region: 243-1709 (488 amino acids)
Biological process (GO): tetrahydrobiopterin biosynthetic process; tetrahydrofolate biosynthetic process
Cellular component (GO): cytoplasm
Molecular function (GO): zinc ion binding; GTP cyclohydrolase I activity; GTP binding
Source: RefSeq, a predicted model, not a curated record